AUGCUUAAAUAGCAACCUUAAUCAGCAAAGAGUGGAAAUGCUAUCAAAUAAAAAAAAGAAACGUUAGAAAGAUUUGCUUAUUGCAAUAGUUAAUAAUUAUUUCAAAACAAUAUUUUUGAUUUGAGAUAAUUUAUAAAAUAGAAUUAUGAAAAAUAUUGUGAAUUAUUAGACAGAGUAGAGAAUGUAAAAUAAACAGUGAAAUAAAAAAGAGAAAGUUUAGAAUAAUAGAGAAAUAAAUCAGAGAGUAAAACAAAUAAACCUAGAGCAAAUUUAUGUGUACUAGAUGAAUUGUCUUAAUUAAAGAGAUAAAUAGAAAAUAAGUAAUUUACAAAUAAUGAAUUGAAAUGUUAAUUAGAGUAAAUGAAUCAAUGGACAAAGAAAUAAGACUUCUUUUAAGAAUAUUAAGAGAUUUGUAAAUAAGUUGAGGAUUUAAGAAUAUAAAAUGAUUAAUUAUUAAAAGCAUGA
This is a messenger RNA of Paramecium sonneborni, 465 nucleotides long. The record is from the annotation of a GenBank genome assembly. Lineage: Eukaryota; Ciliophora; Oligohymenophorea; Peniculida; Parameciidae.